AGCGUGCAGCUCAAACGGGGAGAUGCACAUGGUUUCACAUGCUCAGUGAUCGGAGAAGUGGGAUGGGCAAUGACGGUGACGGUAGGCAAACGGCUCAGCGUACAAAUUGUGCCCGGCGAGCCGUCAGAGUCAGACGAGCACGAGGAGAAGGAGCAGGCACUUCCCAUUCCUCGCUCAAGAGGCGGGAGUGCUACCCCUAGCCCCCGCUCCAAGAAGGGUGGUGAUUCAACACGCGACCAAGCAGACCUUAGCACCCUGAUCUCCCGGAAGUCAAUUCAGAAGUCCACCUUCCACAGGUUCUCCAUCUUUGCAUCCGUUUUCGACCUACGGGCGGCUGUGCCAGCGGAUGAGGUACCCCGGCUACUAGAUCGCCAUGGGACCCACUACAUUGUGCAAAGUGCCGAGCCCGAAGGCUGUUGUGCAUGGACAAGCAAAUGGUCGCUGAAACUGGCAUCCUGGGCCCGUGGAUGGGCAAGACAAGAGCUUGUCAUCCAUCCGCUUUGCUUCCUAAGCUUGCUGGUGGGGCCCUUUAUGCUUGCCUUCGAGUCCACGUGCGCGGAUGGUGAGCGGCUCUUCAUCCUUUGCGUGAAGAUCUUCCAUCUGGUAUGCACCAGUGCCUACCUGGUCUUUGCAGUGAUCCAUUUCAUCAGUUCACCACUUAAUCCGUGGCCGGCACUCUGGAAGGCGAGGUCCUUCAGGUUCAGGCUGCUGAGUCACAAGGCAGAAAACCUGCACCCCGCACUGGUGCAGCAGCUUCAUGCCCGGGGCGGGCCAGCGACUGACCACUCGCAAGCUGAAGCUGCAAGUCCUAUUCGGUCACUUCGAUUUUGGGUGCCGGUCUUCGAUUUUAUUGUGUUUCUGAGCUUGAUCGCGGAGAUCAUCAAUUUAUGGCAACGCCCUGCAAGGAUAGACAGCUUUAUUCACUGGGCCUGGCUCCUGGUCCUGGCGAAGGGCUUUCGGCUCUUGGUGCCGCCCUCCGAGUUUGUGCCCUCCAACCUUAUGAUCGAUGGCCUGGUCUUGGGGAUGUGGCUCUUCGUGGUGAUCCAUCUUUGCUCCUGCCUCCUGAGCUUGGCCUCCGUCCUGCAAGUUCAGAGGGGCUCAGAGGACGCCUGGGCGGCCCCCGAGCUCCUAGAGCCAGGUGGCAGCAGCUGCCGGAGGUUUUACAUGCUGUCAUGGUAUUAUACCUCCACAACAGUGACCUCCAUCGGCUACGGUGACAUCACGCCCAAGAACUCAUAUGAACGGCUUUUUGCAUCGGGUGUGAUGAUUUUCAGCCAGUUGUACUUUGCGAAGGUCUUUGCAGACCUGACCUUCCUGACGUCCAUGUAUAACCAGUGGACUUUGCAGCGGCACCAGCGGAUGACUCAAACCAAGUCUGCCUUGGAGAGCAUGAACAUCCCUAAGACGCUGAUCCAGCGAGUGCAGGCCUGUCAAGCUUAUGUAUGGGAUGUGCAGAAGGAGCGACGCGCGAAAAACUGCUUCGAGGACCUCACGUCCCAGCUGCAAGAGGAAGUGAAGCUGGUGCUCUACUCACGCUUGGUGAUCCAGGUGCCCUUCUUGCAGAUGGUGGACGCGCGGGCAUUGCGGUUCCUCAUCGGCCGGCUCCAGGACCAAGUCUUCUUGCCGGCAGACUUCAUCAUUUGUCGCGGCGACAUUGGCAACGAGAUGUUUUUUCUGCGUGAAGGCUUUGCGGGUGUGUUCACCUGCACCAAAGCUCCACAUUGGGAGGACGAAGAGAUCAAGAAAGUGGAGAAAGGCAGCCACUUUGGAGAGAUAGCCUUGCUGACAGGUCAGUUGCGCACAGCGUGGAUUAUGGCGCGGGUGUAUUGCCUGACGUCAGUGCUGCAAGGGAGUGCAAUUGACAAUCUUAUGGCGCAAGACCCGACGUCCAUUUGCAGCCUAAUCAAGAACUUCCAAGACAUGCUGAAGUUGAAGCCGUCCCUUCACUGGCCGGAUCUGAAGCAGCGCCUGAACAGAGAGUUCGACCCCGACGACUCACACCGCCACGAACUGUAUGAUUUUGUGUGUAGUGGUGACGACGGGCUUGCUCCAGCAGGCUUGAUCACCUGGACGCGGUACCAGGUGCUGCUGUCUCGAAUUCAGGUCAGCCAGCUGGACCAAAAGCUCCUUUGGGCCGAGCUGGACGAAGAACAAUGUGGCUCCGUCAGCUUCGAGCACUUUGUGGAAACAGUGUAUGGGCAGCCUCCAAUGUCAUCGGACGACGAAUCCGAUGCUGCAAGCACAAGGAGCCCACUCAAGUCGGUCUCGAUCAAGUCCGGGCGGGCUGGCAUGAAAGCGGACGCGGACAGGAAAGAUUCGCUGGUAUCCAACAAGUCGUCGAAAUCUUCGAGGCUUCAUUCGAUGUCCUACAGGUCCAAGUCCAUGUAUAGAGGGAGGAAAGGCAAGAUGGAUUCCGAGUCGGCACUUCUUCACAGGAUGCUGGUCCUGGAGGAGAAGCUCGACGUGCUGAUGAGCGUCACGCCGGGAGCGCAAUCGCAUGUGCUGGAGAACCACCGCCUCCAAUCCGGCCGCCCAAGUAUUGAGGUGCAUCCCCCGCAAGUUGAUGCCAUGCUCAGUCUAAGCUGAGCUGCAUCGAGUGAGGGCAGUUGCUACCGGGCUCGAGAACCAGCAGACAUGAGCACGGUUGUAUCGCGACAGUUGGACUCGGUUGGUCUGUGGGUCCGGGAUUGAAGGC
Molecule: messenger RNA, 2695 nt
Organism: Effrenium voratum
Lineage: Eukaryota; Dinophyceae; Suessiales; Symbiodiniaceae
Source: the annotation of a GenBank genome assembly